GUAAAAUCACGUGGAUAUUCCUCCAGUGUUGAUAGCGUGAAUGGUCAUGGCGGGACAGCUGAAGGAGCGUCUGAAGGAUGCUGUAAAGAUCCUGGGGUGUGGCAGCACCUUAUUUUUGGGAUACCUUACCGCGACUGGGGAUGAGCACUUCUAUGCUACUACCCUUAUGCCCACGCUGCAAAGACUUGUGGGAGCAGAAACGGCUCACAUCAUGGCUGUUCGUUUGCUCAGCCUGGGUCUGGUGCCCAGAAGUCGCUAUCAGGAUCCUGCAUCACUAAUAAUGUUUGUGUUAACCCAGGAGGUGAAUGUGAUGGGAAGGAGGUUCAGGAAUCCUGUGGGGAUCGCAGCAGGCUUUGAUAAGCAUGCCGAAGCAGUGGAUGCUCUGUACCGGCUGGGUUUCGGUUUUGUCGAAGUGGGCACAGUCACCCCAAAACCACAGGAGGGAAACCCAAAACCCCGUGUAUUCCGACUCAACGCUGACAAGGCAGUUAUUAACAGAUACGGGUUCAACAGCUGUGGUAUUGUUGCUGUUCAGGAGAGAUUGAAAGACAGACAAGGAGUUCAGUCUGAGCUCACUAAAGCAGGCAAACCGCUCGGCAUCAACCUGGGAAAGAACAAACUCUCGACUAAUUCCGUGGCUGAUUACCUUGAGGGUGUGAGGGCGCUUGGCCCCCUCGCUGACUACCUGGUGGUGAACGUGAGUAGCCCGAACACUCCUGGCCUCAGAGAACUGCAGGGGAAGAAAGAACUGCGCCAUCUACUGGAGCAGGUCCUGAAAGCAAGAGACACUCUACAAGGACCGAAUCAUCCGCCAGUAAUGGUCAAGAUUGCUCCAGACCUCUCCCAGCAGGACAAACAAGACAUUGCAGAGGUCAUCACAGAGCUCGGAGUAGACGGUUUAAUCAUCUCAAACACCACCGUGUCCAGGCCUGAGAGCCUGCAGGACCACAACAGGAACGAGGUGGGAGGUCUGAGCGGGCAGCCACUUAAAGAGCUGUCCACUCGCACAGUACGGGAGAUGUAUACCUUAACGAAAGGGAAGGUGGCCAUAGUCGGUGUAGGUGGAGUGGCUAGCGGACAGGAUGCCCUAGAUAAGAUCCGUGCUGGAGCAUCUCUGGUUCAGCUCUAUACAGCGUUGGUGUAUCAGGGUCCUCCGGUCAUAACCAAGAUCAAACGGGAACUGAACGAGCUCUUAACGAAACAAGGAUUCAGCAGUGUAUCAGAAGCAGUAGGUGCUGAUCACAAGACUUCUCAAGGAUUGACGUCAUCACAGCCAGGAGCAGUGAAUUAGUAUUUAAAACAGCUCACAUGCAACUCACCAGCUCAGACUGGCAGAGUCAGGUUUCCAGUGUCACAUUUUCUUCUUCAUCUGACCUGAUUUGUGGAUUCAGAACACUGACGCAUGACCCGAAGCAGAAACAUUUGAAUGCGAGCCAGUAUAGAACAAAAAACGUUUGACAUGACGUGAUGAACCUAAAGUCAAAUGUCAGCAGUGCGAGUCAAGAUGGAGUGAGAACAGUUUUCUGAAGACCGAAAAAAGACUUUAAAUGAAGAUGGAACAUGGAUCAACUUUUGUAAAGGUUUUCUGAUGAAUAAAUCAUGAUGAAUUAAAUAAUUA
Silurus meridionalis is the source of this 1618-nucleotide messenger RNA. It is a transcript of the gene dhodh, whose product is annotated as dihydroorotate dehydrogenase. The coding region runs from base 41 to 1291 and encodes 416 amino acids. Gene Ontology annotation, molecular function: dihydroorotate dehydrogenase activity. Gene Ontology annotation, biological process: pyrimidine ribonucleotide biosynthetic process; 'de novo' pyrimidine nucleobase biosynthetic process. The transcript is spliced from 9 exons. Lineage: Eukaryota; Metazoa; Chordata; Actinopteri; Siluriformes; Siluridae. The record is from RefSeq and is a predicted model, not a curated record. Gene Ontology annotation, cellular component: cytoplasm; mitochondrial inner membrane.